AAGUCUCAUCGCCAAAUCUCACCCACACACUCUCCUUAAUCGUGCACCACACACUCCAACAACAACAAAAGCCAGAAACUCGUGGAUCCAACCCACGCGCUCUCAAAGCGCGUGAAAAACCCAGAUCCAACGCGCCAUAGAGAAAUGUUGCCCUAAUCGCCUUCGAAAUCCCCAACACCCCCUCCCUCUCUCCCUCCUCUACUUUAUCUAUAUGGUCGCCGAUCUCUCUGCAACUUCGAUCUUCUAAUUCAAUUCGUUUCUGGUUCUCUCGAUUCGGCACUCUGUUCGAUCUUUGGAUUCAGAAUUUUCGAUAUCUCGGUAGGAAAAUGGAACCUAUGGACAUCGUUGGGAAGACGAAAGAGGAUGCUUCUCUUCCGAAAGCAACCAUGACUAAGAUCAUUAAGGAGAUGUUGCCUCCAGAUGUUCGUGUAGCAAGAGAUGCUCAAGAUCUCUUAAUUGAGUGUUGUGUCGAGUUCAUAAACCUUAUUUCAUCGGAGUCCAAUGAAGUCUGUAGCAGAGAAGAGAAGAGAACAAUUGCACCAGAGCAUGUACUCAAGGCUUUAGAGGUUCUUGGUUUUGGAGAAUACAUUGAAGAGGUUUAUGCUGCAUAUGAACAACACAGGCUCGAGACUAUGCAGGACACGCUAAAAAGUGGGAAAUGGAACAAUGUUGCCGAAAUGACAGAGGAAGAAGCAUUGGCCGAGCAGCAGAGGAUGUUUGCCGAGGCACGGGCAAGAAUGAAUGGUGGGGCCACAACUCCAAAACAACCGGACCCUGAACCCACAGUCCCUAAACAAUCGGAACCCGAAGCCACAAUCCCCAAACAACCGGAACUCAAACCAGGUGUGAAUAGCUAACUUUAGGACCCUCUCUUUUUUAGUCUUGAACCAUAGGCAAGCGUCUUACUUCCAUAUGUUCUUCUCCAUCUGUGUUUUUUUGUCUUUUUCUCCUAGUUAUGUACAAAAAUGCCCUUGGCUAGUCUCUACUGAAAUUCUCUAGAUUUGUUUGAGUUUGUUUGUACUUUUAUGAAUUAUAUAUGUCUAUAUAUUAUUGUAAUUAGUGGGUUCAAACUUCUAUUUCAGAAUUAUGACGUUUACUUGUAUUUUA
Molecule: messenger RNA, 1107 nt
Organism: Camellia sinensis
Lineage: Eukaryota; Viridiplantae; Streptophyta; Magnoliopsida; Ericales; Theaceae
Source: RefSeq, a predicted model, not a curated record